This is a messenger RNA of Helianthus annuus (common sunflower), 2106 nucleotides long. RefSeq names its product heat shock cognate 70 kDa protein. Gene Ontology annotation, cellular component: cytoplasm. Gene Ontology annotation, biological process: protein refolding; cellular response to unfolded protein. The record is from RefSeq and is a predicted model, not a curated record. The coding region runs from base 60 to 1904 and encodes 614 amino acids. The transcript is spliced from 2 exons. Lineage: Eukaryota; Viridiplantae; Streptophyta; Magnoliopsida; Asterales; Asteraceae. Gene Ontology annotation, molecular function: ATP-dependent protein folding chaperone; ATP binding; misfolded protein binding.
CAAUUUAAACCAUAAAAUUAUGCAAAACGCUCAUUGGAUUAAGUUGACAAUUGAAUGUAAUGGAGUCAAGAAGAACAGAAGCACCUGCUAUUGGCAUCGACCUCGGAACAACGUACUCAUGUGUAGCUGUCUGGAAGCAUGGUCGAGUUGAAAUCAUACCCAACGAACAAGGCAACAGAACUACACCUUCUACUGUUGCUUUUACUGAUGUAGAACGCCUCAUCGGUGAGGGUGCCAAGAACCAAGUGGCUAUGAACCCUGCCAACACCAUAUUUGAUGCUAAGAGGUUGAUUGGAAGAAGAUUCAGUGACCCAAAAGUUCAAGAUGACAUGAAGUUGUGGCCUUUUAAGGUCAAAAACGGGUCUGGCGACAAACCAAAGAUUGUUGUAUCCUACAAAGGUCAAAAGAAGAAAUUUUUAGCCGAAGAAGUCUCAUCAAUGAUUCUUGGAAAGAUGAAGGAGACUGCUGAGGCGUACCUUGGAAAAGUUGUGAAAGAUGCAGUGAUAACCGUCCCAGCUUAUUUUGACGAUUCACAACGUCAAGCAACAAAAGACGCCGGAACCAUUGCAGGAUUAAACGUCUUACAUAUUAUCAACGAGCCUACAGCAGCUGCAAUUGCUUAUGGUCUAGCCAAUAAGCCUAAUAUUUCUCAGAAGAUGAAUGUGCUCGUCUUUGAUUUGGGGGGUGGCACUUUAGAUGUUUCUAUCUUGGCCAUUACAAAAGAGGGCACCUUUGAUGUGAAAGUUGUUGGCGGUGACACGCAUUUGGGAGGUGAGGAUUUUGAUAACUGUAUGGUGGAUUACUGUGUUCGGGAAUUUAAGAGAAAAUGGAAAAAGGACUUGACAAAGAACCCAAAAGCAUUGGGGAGGUUGAGAGUUGCUUGUGAGAAUGCAAAAAGAAUUCUCUCAAGCACUACUCAAACAUCAAUUGAUUUGGAUUACUUGCAUGAGGGUACUGAUUUUUCUAUGAAAUUCACCCGAGCUAAAUUUGAAGAAAUGAACAUGGAUUCAUUUGAUAAAUGCAUUAAGAUUGUCGAGAAUUGUCUAAACGAUGCAAAGAUUGAGAAAUCAAGUGUAGCUGAAAUUGUUCUAGUCGGUGGCUCCACUAGGAUACCUAAGGUCCAACAAAUGUUGCGGGAACUUUUCGACGGGAAGGAGUUAUGCAAGAGCGUGAAUCCUGAUGAGGCUGUGGCAUAUGGUGCAGCCGUUUUGGCUGCAAAGCUAAGUGGCAUCAAAGAUAAUAACCUUCAAAGUUUGUUGUUGUUGGAUGUCACUCCUUUGUCACUUGGUGUGGAGACAACAGGAAACGAAAUGAAUGUUCUCAUCCCACGGAACACUACAAUACCUACAAAAGCAGAAAAGAUAUUUUAUACAAACGAAGACAACCAAUAUUGCGUAAAGAUCAAGGUGUAUCAAGGAGAAAGAGCCAGAUCUACAGAUAACCAUUUGUUAGGGGAAUUCAAAAUAUCUGGAAUACCAGCUGCUCCCAAAGGAGUUGCACAAAUUAAAGAAUCUUUAGAAAUAGAUGCCAACGGUAUCCUUACUGUCACCGCUGAGAUAUUGUCCACCGGUAAGAAGGAUAAACUUGUAAUUAGCAACAAAAAUGGGAGACUCUCCAAGGAAGAGAUUGACAAGAUGGUAAAAGACGGAGAAAAGUAUAGACUUCAGGAUCAAGAAUACAAGAAAAGAAUGGAUGCAUACAAUGCAUUAGAGGUUUUCUUAUAUCACAUGAAGAAUAGGAUCAAAGAGUACACUAUCAAGAAAUCUGUGCAACCUAAGAGGUUGAAGAAAAUGGAGAAUGCCAUUGCUGACACAACCAAAUGGCUGGAGAAAAACCAAGUCGCACCUGUUGAAGAGUUUGGGAGAAGAAAGGUAUUCCUUGAGUCUGUUUUUGCAAGCCCCUAAUCUAGUUCUUAAAUUAUGGUGGUUGAAUGAACAUCGAGAUUUCUAACGUGUUUCUUACUCACUACAUUGAUGGCAAUGUAGUUUGUAUUCGAUAUGCUCCUUUCUAAGAUAUGUUAUCCAACAGAAUCGUUCUUGUAAAUCAAUAAAUUGUGUAACAGUGUAUAAAAGUGAAUAGAAGUAAUUUCUUUAUCCAUUUCUCAAA